AUGGCGGAGUAUGUAGUCAGGCCGCUAGUAUCCAUGUUGACAAACAAGGCGUCCAGCUACCUGCUGGACCAGUACAAAGUGAUGAAUGGCAUGGAGGAGGAGCGUGAGACCCUGAAGCGCAAGCUUCUGGCGAUCUUGGAUGUCAUCCAAGAUGCGGAGGAGAAAGGAGCUUCCCGACCUGGAGUGAGUGCUUGGCUCGAAGCACUCAAGAAGGCAGCCUAUGAGGCGAACGAUGUCUUCGACGAGUUCAAGUACGAGGCGCUCAGGCGUGAUGCCAAGAAGAAGGGACACUACAAGAAGCUUGGCUUUGACAUCGUAAGCCUCUUCCCUGCUCACAACCCCAUUGUAUUUCGUUACAGGAUGGGCAAGAAACUGUGCAGGAUUGUGCGCAAAAUUGAGAACCUUGUCAGAGAGAUGAAUGACUUUGGAUUCAACCAAACUCAGCAAGUACCACCAUCCAAGCAGUGGCGCAACACAGAUUCCAUAAUAAUUGACUCUGAGAAGGAUAUUGUCAGCAGGUCCAGAAAUGAAGAGAAGAAGAAGAUCGUGGAUAUAUUGAUUGAUCAAGCCGGCAAUAGGGAUCUCAUCGUCCUUCCCAUUGUUGGAAUGGGCGGGCUGGGCAAGACCACCUUUGCUCAGCUUGUCUACAAUGACCCUGUAAUCAAGGAGCAUUUCCAGCUCCAGAGGUGGUGUUGUGUGUCAGAUGAUUUUGAUGUUGUGAAGAUUGCAAACAAUAUCUGCGAGAUCAAUGAGAUCCAUCGUGAAAAGGCAUUGCAGAACCUUCUGAAAGAAGUAAGUGGGAAGAGAUACCUCAUUGUCUUGGAUGAUGUAUGGAAUGAAGAUGUUGAUAAGUGGGAAAAACUCAAGACCUGUCUGAAGCACGGUGCCAAGGGUAGUGCAAUACUGACGACCACUCGUAAAGCGCAAGUAGCACAAAUUAUGAAGAUGUAGGUAUUGAUGAUAGCCAUAAUCUUGGAAAUCUAGGUAAAGUAUUUCUGAUGGAAAUAUUUGAGAAUAGAGCAUUCUGUUUGCAAAAGCCAAAGGCUGCUGAGCUAAGUGAUGUGGUUGAAAAGAUUCUGGACAGAUGUGGAGGCUCUCCUUUAGCUGCCAAAGCCUUUGGAUCUAUGUUGAGUAACAAGACUAGCAUGAAAGA
This is a messenger RNA of Triticum aestivum (bread wheat), 1153 nucleotides long. RefSeq names its product disease resistance protein RGA2-like. The record is from RefSeq and is a predicted model, not a curated record. NCBI's taxonomy places the organism in Eukaryota, Viridiplantae, Streptophyta, Magnoliopsida, Poales, Poaceae. Bases 1 to 951 code for a protein of 316 amino acids. The transcript has a single exon. Gene Ontology annotation, molecular function: ADP binding.